This is a messenger RNA of Apodemus sylvaticus (European woodmouse), 2026 nucleotides long. RefSeq names its product asialoglycoprotein receptor 2 (gene Asgr2). Gene Ontology annotation, biological process: biological process involved in interspecies interaction between organisms. The transcript has 9 exons. Gene Ontology annotation, molecular function: fucose binding; D-mannose binding. The record is from RefSeq and is a predicted model, not a curated record. Bases 585 to 1487 code for a protein of 300 amino acids. Gene Ontology annotation, cellular component: external side of plasma membrane. NCBI's taxonomy places the organism in Eukaryota, Metazoa, Chordata, Mammalia, Rodentia, Muridae.
AGGCUCCGAUUGCACAAGAACAGGGAACUGAUCUGUAGGUCACUCCGCUCCCGGUCAGAGAUAUUUGGAGAAAUCAACAGUUCUGGAAAGUAAAGAGGCAGGAAGUGAAACCGGGGAGGGAGGAUGGAGAGGAGACAGCAGCCAGUAUCCUGGCCCUCCACAACUGCUCCCUGCUCCCCUUUCAACACUGUGCAAUGAAGGGCACGCACACGCGCACACACACACACACACACUCAUUAGUGUGCAUGUGUACAUACAAGGAGACCUCCCGUCGGUCUCCCUUCUCUGGUUGUGAGACCAGAAACAUGUCUUCCGCCCCCACUACUCACUGCCUGAAUUCCAACUGUGUUUCUAUUUCUAUUUACUGUCCAAAGUCCCAGGAGUAGGAGGUGACUGGUUGGAAGGACAUUCAGGCACAGGGACCCAGGCUCUUGCCUAGAUUGGGCCCUUCCUCCCCUCGCCUAGCUCCACUGGCACCACUCAUCCUGUUCUCCUGGGUUUAACCCUUCUUUCUCCUUGGGCUCGGGCUGCCUCCGGAAGCCAGAGUCAGCUCUCCAUCCCUUUAACAGUCCUUAGGGCCCAUCAUGGAGAAGGACUUUCAAGACAUCCAGCAGCUGGACUCUGAGGAAAACGACUAUCAGCUCAGCGGUGAUGAGGAACAAGGCACUCAUGUGCAGAAUCCUGGAAUAGAAAACCCACAGUGGAAAGGGCAGCCUCCUUCCAGACCCUUUCCACAGCGCCUCUGCUCCACGUUCCACCUCAGUCUGCUAGCCCUGGCCUUCAACAUCCUCCUGUUGGUGGUCAUCUGUGUGGUUUCAUCCCAAAGCAUGCAGCUGCAAGAGGAGUUUCGGACCCUGAAAGAAACCUUCAGCAACUUCUCCUCCAGCACCCUGAUGGAGUUCAGGGCUCUGGACGCCUACAGUGGCAGAAAUGACAAGUUGACUUCCUGGAGAGCCAGACUGGAGCAAAAGCAGCAGGACGUAAAAGCAGACCAUUCCACCUUGCUCUUUCACCUGAAGCACUUCCCCAGGGAUCUGCGGACCCUGACCUGUCAGCUGGUCUUCUUCCAGAGCAACGGCACGGAAUGCUGCCCCAUUAACUGGGUGGAGUUUGGGGGAAGCUGCUACUGGUUUUCUUGGGAAGGGCUCACCUGGGCUGAGGCUGACCAGUACUGUAAGCUGGAGAAUGCCCACCUGCUGGUCAUCAACUCCAGGGAAGAGCAGGACUUUGUUGUAAAGCACAGGGGCUCAUUUCAUAUUUGGAUAGGUCUGACCGACAGGGAUGGCUCCUGGAAAUGGGUGGAUGGAACUGAGUAUAGAAGCAACUACAAGAACUGGGCUAUCACUCAGCCAGAUAACUGGCAGGGCCAUGAAGAGGGUGGAAGUGAAGACUGUGCUGAAAUCCUGUUAGAUGGCCAUUGGAAUGACAACUUCUGCCAGCAGGUGAACCGCUGGGCAUGUGAAAAGAGACGGAACAUCAGCCACUAGGAGUCCGCCCUACCAUGUCUCCGCCCCACCCCCACCUGGCAUCACCCCAAAGUCUUCACUGGGGAUAUUGCAGCAAGGAAGAGAGACAGAGUCCCAAGCAUGAUGAGGGGCUAUGGGACAAUGGAAACUGGAUGGCUCUAUGGUCUCAUACCUUGGAAAGACUGAGAUUUUACCCCUCUCCACAAUUUAUUACAAUUGUUAUAAAUUUCAGUCUUCCGAAUGGAGUAGGAAAAAAAAAGAAAUACUUGAAACUCAUGAAGCCUGUUUGGAGCUGGUGCAAAAAGAGGGAGGUGGGAGAGUCUGGAGGAGGCAAGGUAUGAGGCCUGGAACAUUCCUUGACACACUGAUGUAUCGUGGCAGGAAGCAGGAACCUCACUGGCUAGCAUCUAGAGGGACUGGGGCUGCUGGCUGCAAUCUCAGAGAAUCAUGGGAGGGGUGUAUUCUCUAAAUUCAAGGUCUUUCCAGCCUGAGUUUUCAGGGAAUGCCCUCACUCACUUUAAUCCAAGCCCCUGGAGGAGGAAGACACACACACACACACA